This is a messenger RNA of Ochotona curzoniae (black-lipped pika), 2419 nucleotides long. It is a transcript of the gene RNF115, whose product is annotated as ring finger protein 115. Gene Ontology annotation, cellular component: cytoplasm; nucleoplasm. The transcript has 9 exons. The coding region runs from base 267 to 1184 and encodes 305 amino acids. Gene Ontology annotation, biological process: positive regulation of DNA-templated transcription; protein ubiquitination; ubiquitin-dependent protein catabolic process. Gene Ontology annotation, molecular function: ubiquitin protein ligase activity. NCBI's taxonomy places the organism in Eukaryota, Metazoa, Chordata, Mammalia, Lagomorpha, Ochotonidae. The record is from RefSeq and is a predicted model, not a curated record.
GUGGGAACGAGCCGGCUGGCUGGAGGGCGGGCCUGGCGGGCGGGCCGCGGGGGCCGGACGCGCCUUCCUGCGCUCCUGGGAGCCGGAGGCGGGACUCGAGGGCUCCGUCCGCGCCGCCCGCCUCUCCGGGCCCGGCGGACUCACGUGACCGAGGCGGGCUGUGGAACGGCGGGCCGCGCCGAGGCGGCGACCGCAGUCCGGGACGUAGCGGCCUGGUGAGGGACGGACGGCUUGGCCCUGUCGGACAGCCGCGGCGGAGGAGAAACAUGGCGGAGGCUUCGGCGGCCGGGGCGGACGCGGGCGCCACCGUAGCCGCGCACCGGUUUUUCUGCCACUUUUGCAAGGGCGAGGUCAGCCCUAAACUACCGGAAUAUAUUUGUCCCAGAUGUGAAUCAGGCUUUAUUGAAGAAGUGACUGAUGAUUCCAGUUUUUUAGGUGGUGGUGGCAGCCGGAUAGACAAUAGUACAUCCACACAUUUUGCAGAGCUUUGGGACCAUUUGAAUCACCCGAUGUUUUUGCAAGAGUUUAGACCAUUUCUAAGUAGCAAUCCACUGGACCAAGAUAAUAGAGCCAAUGAGAGAGGUCAGCAGACUCACACUGAAUUCUGGGGAACCAGUCGGCCUCCCCGGCUGCCAGUGACUCGGAGGUCUAGAUCCCGAGGCAGUACUCGUCCUGACCGAUCACCAGCUAUUGAAGGAAUAAUACAGCAGAUCUUUGCAGGAUUCCUUGCAAACUCUGCAAUUCCUGGAUCCCCACACCCUUUUUCCUGGAGCGGGAUGCUGCACUCCAACCCUGGGGACUAUGCCUGGGGUCAGACAGGGCUUGAUGCCAUUGUAACCCAGCUUUUAGGACAACUGGAAAACACAGGACCUCCCCCAGCUGACAAGGAAAAGAUUUCAUCUCUUCCAACAGUGACAGUAACUCAGGAACAAGUCGAUAUGGGUUUAGAAUGUCCAGUGUGCAAAGAAGAUUACACAGUUAAAGAGGAAGUUCGGCAGUUACCCUGCAAUCACUUCUUUCACAGCUGUUGUAUUGUGCCAUGGUUGGAACUGCAUGACACAUGUCCUGUGUGUAGGAAGAGUUUAAACGGUGAAGACUCUACUCGACAACCCCAGAGCUCUGAGGCUUCUGCAGGCAACAGGUUCAGCAGUGACAGCCAGCUACAUGACCGAUGGACUUUCUGAAACUGAGGAACACAUCUGAGCCGGGGCUGUGGUGGUCUGCUUAACCAUAGCUGCAGAUUGUAUCACAAAAAAAAACAAUAGAUGGAUUUAGGAGUCACAUAAGAAACCCCAACCCCUAUUAAUGCAAUGAGUGUUUUUCUUCUCUAAAUUUAAAGUUAGUAUCUACAGUUGAAAUUGUGUUUACACCAAAUGCCUCUUAUUCCUGAAUUCAGAGUGAUAAUUUUCUAAGUGUGAAAAUUAUGUGGGUUUUCCUUUCCUAAAUAGAUUCAGUUCCUAGCUAGGGGCCUGCUGCCUGUCAUGUCGCCUUGUAAUGGAUGUUCCUCUUUCCCAACCUCUGCUCCACCAUUAGUGUGUUUUAUGGAAUCAGAACCUUGAAGUCCUACCAAUAGAAGGUCCUUUUGUCUUAAUUGUACAUAGCAUUCAUUCUUGACCACAUUAGAUGCAAGGUGAGGUCAGAUUAAUUCAGGAAUCUAGACUGGGUAUUUUAUUUUGUCUUGAUCCUCUGAGAGCAAAUCAAAGAAAAAUUACAGUAAGAAGGGAAAAGUGGCUUAUUAUCAUACACUUGGGGUCUCAUAUUAAAUUUUAAAGACUUUCAGGAGAUACAGUUUUCCCAGGAACUGGCAUGAUUUAGGAGUCUUAGGUUGGUAGGGAUCUGAUUCUGGUUCCACCUGGGAAUUGAGUUGGAUAGCAUAUAGGUACAGGAAGAUAUAUAUGUUUGAAAUUCAUGGUUUUGAAAAUUUAAAAGAAAAUGAUCCCCAGUCAUUGUUUACUAUCUUUUUUUCCAAGGACCUUAAAAUAAUUUCGCUUAUAAAAACAGAAUUGUCAUUAUUCCUUUUACAGCUGUUUGUUUUUGGCUGCUCCAUGGUCUUUAGAAAUUGACAUUUUCAUUGCCUUAGUUUGAUUUUUUUUUAAGCCCAUUUUUCAUCUCUGAGGCUUUGUAGUUCUGCUUGCUUCUGGCUGUAUUUGGAGUAAUUGAUAUUAUCAUGCCCAGAGCAAUUUAACCUGGGGGAGAUAGGCUUUAUUUUUUUCAGCCUGACAAUGUCCCAUGCACAUGCUUUUUCAAGUAUUUGAGUGUUAGGAGUUGAAUAAAUGAAGAAGAUCAAGAAUACUGUUGGACCUCCCGAAUCUCCGAAGAAAGUGAUGGCAACAUGUAACAACUACUGAUGUCCCAAAAGGGUUGUUAAUGCGCAAAUGGGCAUCAUUUGUGUGGUCAGCCCAGCAUUACGUGAAUUGGA